Molecule: messenger RNA, 1950 nt
Organism: Pollicipes pollicipes
Lineage: Eukaryota; Metazoa; Arthropoda; Thecostraca; Pollicipedomorpha; Pollicipedidae
Product: serine palmitoyltransferase 1
Exons: 10
Coding region: 49-1335 (428 amino acids)
Biological process (GO): sphingosine biosynthetic process; ceramide biosynthetic process
Cellular component (GO): endoplasmic reticulum
Molecular function (GO): pyridoxal phosphate binding; serine C-palmitoyltransferase activity
Source: RefSeq, a predicted model, not a curated record
CGGUGUCGGCGCCGGUGGUGGUGUGUCGGUGCCCGUCGCGCUCAGGCCAUGGACGAUCCCGUGCUGAAGCUGAGCGCUGAGGAUCAGGAGAAGGUCCGAUCAUGGGUGCCGGACCCUCUGGUGCCACCCACCCCGGCCGACCACCCGGCCCUCAACCCUGUCAUUGUGGACGGCAAGCUUGGCAAGUACGUGCGCGUGAAGAGCCGGGACCUGCUGAACAUGGCCUCCCACAACUACCUGGGCAUGGUGGGUGACGCCAGUGUGGAGGCGGCCGGCGUCGCCGCCCUGCGCAAGUACGGCGUCGGCGCGUGCGGGCCGCGCACAUUCUUCGGCACGGUCGACGUUCACCUGGAGUUGGAACAUCACAUCUCUGCGUUCCUCGGCACCGAGGAGACGGCCAUUUACUCUCUUGGCUUCUCCACCGUGAGCUCAGCCAUACCGGCGUACGCCAAGCCCGGUGACGUCCUGGUCGUGGACGAGUCGGUUCACUUUGCCAUUCAGAAGGGCGUUCAGGCAUCCAAGAGCAAGACAGUCUGGUUCAAGCAUAACGACGUGGAGGAUCUUGAGUGCCAGAUAACAAGGCUGAUGACCGAGCUUGAAAAGGAUCUGAAGCCGCCGCCAGCCGCCGCCCGCCUCUUCAUUGUGGUGGAGGGCCUGUACAUGAACACAGGCGACAUUUGCCCGCUGCCAGAAGUGGUAGCGCUGGCGCAGCGGCACAAGAUCCGCAUCAUCCUGGACGAGAGUGUCUCCAUCGGUGUGCUCGGCGAGCAGGGCCGCGGGGUCACCGAGCACUUCGGCGUCAAGGUGACCGAUGUGGACCUGAUAUGCGGCUCUCUGGAGCACGCUCUGGGCUCGUGCGGCGGCUUCACCAGCGGCUCCUACCACGUGGUCGACCACCAAAGACUGAACGGACUGGGCUAUGUGUUCUCGGCAUCACUACCGCCCAUGCUGGCCUCGGCAGCCACCAAGGCGCUGGAGCUCAUCGACAAUGACGUCACUAUGACGUCACGACUGCGGACCGUGUCCGAGACGCUUCAUAUGGCCCUCUCUGCUGUCGAGGGACUACAGCUGGUGGGGGUGCCCGAGUCACCCAUCAAGCACCUGCGUCUGGCGACGUCCGGGGGCAAGCGGAGCGACGACCAGCAGCUGCUGCAGCGCAUCGUCGACAUCGUACGCGAUGAAGGCGUUCUUCUGACAACAGCCUGUUAUCUGGCGGACCAGGAGGUGAAGACACCCCCGCCGAGCAUCAGGGUCAUCGCUGCCAUCUAUCUGUUGGACGAGGAAAUACAGCUGGUGAAGCGAGCGCUGGACAUCGCAGUCGCCCAAGUCCUGUGAUGCGGGCGGAUCGCUUCCGCGUGAUAUGGAUAUCGACGGGGUUGAAAAUAUAUGCAUCAGCAGAUACGGACUUUGCUUUGCGUCUUAACGGCAGUCAAAUGCAAACAUUGACUACUUGUGUGAUUUUGAGCCAAAACGACUUCAGUGCCUUUAUGCACGGUGUGGAUGCGUAAUACAACGUCGGUAUAAUAUGGCACGGUGCUACGGAGUUAAUGGCACGGUGUUAAUGUUUGAUACAACUGAAAACAAUGUUAACACGCACCCGCGUGGUCGGUUGAAUACCCUUUGCUUAGGUAGGGGUUGAAUUUAAAUCCCCUGACGUCUUAAAAAUUUAGAGAGCUGGAGAUACCAAAUUGCCAAGAUGGGUUGGCCUGUAAGAGAAGUAAGAAGAGUGUCAAAAUCUGAGGUUCAUAGGCCGUCACCUUGGGGUCAAAUUAGGUCACACAAGGUCAAACUUAAGAUUGGUGUCCAGUGUCCAAAGGCAUCCUCAUGCAACCGCGUGAAACCUAUAUGCCUGUCCGAAGCAGAAGGCCACCUGUGUUUAUUUAAGGUCAGUAAUCUUUGACAUUUAGAAGUUCAUGGUAAUCCAAAUCCUACGGGAUGGGUUUCAUUUUU